Messenger RNA from Gossypium raimondii (Peruvian cotton), 607 nucleotides. RefSeq lists its product as hypothetical. The record is from RefSeq and is a predicted model, not a curated record. Lineage: Eukaryota; Viridiplantae; Streptophyta; Magnoliopsida; Malvales; Malvaceae. The transcript has 2 exons. Bases 86 to 409 code for a protein of 107 amino acids.
AAACGAUCAAAUCCUAGAUAAUUGCAUUGGAGUCCUUUGAAGAGCUGCAUUAUACAAUUUGAGGGGUUUCAAAGAGCUGCAUUGCAUGGGAAGAGCUGCUUUUACCAAAACCAAGAUUUUGAUGCUAAGGGAAGCAAAACGCGUUGAGCGACCAUUGAGCAAAAUUGCAGGCGCAGAUCGAGAGAUCAAUAAGAAGUGCAAGAGUAACAACGAUAUAAAAGGUUCAUCGAGUUGGGUUCCACAUCCAAAGAGUGGGAUAUAUUUCCCAAAAGGCCAUGAAUGGGUGAUGGAUGACGUUCCGGACCGGGCGGCUUCAUUCAGUUCAAGUUACUGGGUUCGAAGCGUCGACGGUGUUGAUAAACCAGAGUCUUCGGUUCAUGAUGAACACUAUUCCCAUGCAAAUAUGUGAUGAUCAAACAAAAUUAGUCAUGGAGACAGGGGAAGGGGUUUUUAUGAAAUUUGAAUAAAAUAUUUUGGACUUAGAAGCUGAAACUAUCAAUGGUAGUGUGUAAUGAUAAUUUCAAAUUAUAUAAUCUAUGAAUUAUGUAAUUGUGUUAGAGUGGUAUUUAAAAUAUUUUAAAUAAAAUUUUACUUUGUUAAUAAUAAA